Molecule: messenger RNA, 325 nt
Organism: Perkinsus marinus ATCC 50983
Lineage: Eukaryota; Perkinsozoa; Perkinsida; Perkinsidae
Exons: 1
Source: RefSeq, a predicted model, not a curated record
UUCCUCAAUUUUACCCUCUCCUAUGAUGGUUGCCCGCGCCCAUACCGUGCUGUCUAUUUUCUCUCUGCUCUCUCUGACAUGCGGAGCCGUGAAGACCUAUGGAGUGGAUCAAGUUGCGCCGAAGGACCUUGGACUUACUUACAACAAUUGCGACUUCUCUAUUUCUUCAUCAGUUCCUAAUAGCAUGGGGACCGUUCAUGAGGCCUCGGCUGUGGACUUAGAUACUUCUAGACAAAGUUAUGAACGUAGAUUAGAUACUAUUAGCAAGGAUUAUAUUGAUCAUCAACGUAUGUUGGAUUCUGAUAUGACUCGUGGACUCAACGAG